AGCAAUCAUGACCUAUGGUAUUCGAGGUCAGUUGAUAAACAUACCCACUCAUGCAAGAAGAUUGCUUUAUUAUGGCUAUUAUUCUCUAUUAGCUGUUUCAUGCGACUUGGGCCAUACGUUGGAGUUUAUUUUACGGUAGGUAACCCUUGAUAUACGUUGAAAUAGCUUGAUGUUACUGGUAGGGUAAGCUUGAAAUACUUUACUUUGAGAUAUAUUAAUAUUCCAUAUAUUUAUUUUAAUUCGUAUGUUUUCAAAAUAACACGUGAAUUUACAGUUUUGUAAAAAUAAACCGUGGAGCAAUGCUGUUUCCCGAAAUCUUUGAAUUCAAUUCGGUUCUUCCAAACGUACAAACUGUAUCGUGUAGAUUUACGUGUAAACUGUCUCAAUUACUUGUACACUCAGUAGUCUUAAUUUAACAUAUCGUUCGGUUGGGUGUAAAAUGUGCGUGUUAUAUUUCUGUGUAUUUACACUAUUUUAUAUCAAAGUCACCGCACAGAUAAAUACUUUAAAUGCCGUGUUAUUUAAUGGUGACUAUGAAUUUAUAGAUCUUAGCUAUCCUUUCGAUGCAAAUACAAUAUAUUGGCCUCAAGCACAAAAGUUUCAAUUUACGAAGCAAAUUAUAAACGAUGGCGUUAACUGGUACUCUUCUAAAGAAUUUGUUGCUUCCGAACAUGGUGGGACUCACCUGGAUGCACCAUAUCAUUUCUAUGAACAAGGAAACUUUGUGGGAAACAUUCCUCUUAAAGACUUAAUUGUUCCACUUAUAAUUGCUGAUGUGAGUUCCAUGGUUAACGAUGAUCCAAAUUUUGUUCUUUAUAAACAUCAUUUAGAUUUUAUGAUUAAUGAAAAUUUUGGUAAACCAUGUUUAAUUGUGUUCAAAUUUGGAUGGAGUAAGUUUGUAAAUGACAAACAAAAGUAUCUUGGAUUGGGGCCUAACAAUACAUUAAAUUUCCCUGGCCUGAGUAGUGAAGUUAUGGAUUGGAUAACAACUUCAUACAAAAAUGUUGUCGGAGUUGGCGUUGAUACUUCUUCUGUCGAUCCUGGAGCAUCAAAAGAUCUUCCCGUCCACAAAUUAGGGUCGAAAGCAGGGUUGUACAAUAUAGAAAAUGUUAAUUUAUCAACAACUAUACCAGAAUAUGGUUGCACCGCUCUUGUAAUGCCAAUGAAAAUUGCCCAAGGAAGUGGAGCACCUGUCAGAUUUGUAGCGGUUUGUCCAAAACAAGUACAAACUGAAUUUUAAACAUUUUGAUUUGAACCUAUACAGUUAAUAAACACGUAAACAAAUGUUAAUAUGUAAUGUAGUAUUUAUGUGCUGAAAAUAAAUCGCUUUAUGAUUUUUAUAAAUA
Messenger RNA from Pieris brassicae (large cabbage white), 1346 nucleotides. RefSeq names its product kynurenine formamidase-like. The transcript is spliced from 5 exons. Gene Ontology annotation, molecular function: arylformamidase activity. The record is from RefSeq and is a predicted model, not a curated record. NCBI's taxonomy places the organism in Eukaryota, Metazoa, Arthropoda, Insecta, Lepidoptera, Pieridae. The coding region runs from base 440 to 1240 and encodes 266 amino acids.